Messenger RNA from Cyprinodon variegatus (sheepshead minnow), 2968 nucleotides. Its product is annotated as BCL2/adenovirus E1B 19 kDa protein-interacting protein 3-like. Lineage: Eukaryota; Metazoa; Chordata; Actinopteri; Cyprinodontiformes; Cyprinodontidae. Bases 63 to 770 code for a protein of 235 amino acids. Gene Ontology annotation, biological process: mitochondrial outer membrane permeabilization; defense response to virus; positive regulation of apoptotic process. The transcript is spliced from 6 exons. Gene Ontology annotation, cellular component: mitochondrial envelope; mitochondrial outer membrane; nucleus. The record is from RefSeq and is a predicted model, not a curated record.
UGAAUUAUCUAUGCUGCGCAUGCGCACACCCGUGUUUAGCGUCAGAACUAUAGUCAACAAACAUGUCUACCGCUCCUGCUCCCCAAAACAAUAACGAAGAUCCCGGACUUCAAGGCUCCUGGGUAGAGCUGGAGCUGAAUGGUAAUCCAGGGGCAGAGCGCAGGCAGAGCAGUCUGCUUACAGCACCUGCUGAAGACCAAAUCAACGCAAAUGCAGGCUUGAGUCAAAGUGUCCAGCCUUUAGACGAGGCUGAAAGUGAUGAAACCCUAAUCGGAGGACUGGAGCAUGUACCAUCAUCAUCUUCUAUUCAUAAUGGAGACAUGGAAAAAAUACUUCUGGAUGCCCAGCACGAGUCCAGCCCUAGUAACUCAUCCUGUGAGAGUCCACACAGACCACCAAGUCCUGGGCAGGAUGACGGCCAGAUAAUGUUUGAUGUGGAGAUGUCCAGCCUAAGAGGAAGUCAGUCAGAGGAUGAUCCUUCAGACAAGGACAGAGAGGAGGACAUUCUGAUGAACAAAGAAGUUGAUUGGGUGGCCAACUGGUCCAGUAGGCCUGAAAACAUCCCACCAAAGGAGUUCCACUUUAGACAUCCCAGACGCUCGGUUUCUUUGAGUAUGAGGAAGAGCGGCGUCAUGAAGAAAGGUGGAAUCUUCUCUGCUGACUUUCUAAAAGUUUUCAUCCCUUCCCUGCUCAUCUCACACAUGCUGGCUCUUGGAAUUGGGGUGUACAUUGGGAAAAGAAUCGCUGCAGCAGCCACCAGCUCCUACUGAACCUGAAAAUGAAGCAGUGCCUGGGUGUUUCCAUGUCUCCAAGCCUCCCAAACGUCUCCUGUAGUCAAGCUCUCACUCUCUGUAUCUGUCCUACACCCACAUCCUUCUCUUCCAGUCUGCAUUAACCGGUGUUACACUGUAGAUGUAGUCAUACUGAGUAUGUGGUUGCACUCCAACAGAUUUUGACAUGAUGGGGAAUACCAUAUAUGCAAGCCACCGACUGGAAUCAAGCUGAAAAAUACCAGGAAUUUUGUGUCAGUUGUCAAGUUAAAGUUUCCUUUUGUGUCUUAUGUUAAAGCAUAUGAAAUGUGUCCUUUUUCUUAAGAAAUAUUUUUUUUUUCAGGUAUUCUGAAAAUGAUAAAUUAUGAAAUAACUAAGUUGCUGUGUGAUUACAAUAUAAAAAAACACUGACAACGAGGAACGAGGGAGACAUUUAAUAUCCUGGGAGUUUUUGGAUCUUAAGGCCCACUUCCACAAGAUAAAGACCACCCUACAGGAUCUCUUGAUUGAUGGCGAAUAUGAAAAAUCUAUUUUUGAAGUAUGAUAUUGCUUUACUAGGCUUCUCAGGCAUCAUACGCUCUAGGAUUUCUCUUUACAUACUGCAAAAUUUUCCUAUAAUUGGAGGAUUCUGCACCUCUGUUAGCAAUUUCAGCUUAAGAUAAAAGAAUAAAAAAACAGGGAUCUGAUCAGCAUAUCGGCAGAAUGAAAUUAUGCGUUGCAGGGGCUUUUCUAUACAGAGUGCUGGCCACUACUGAGAGUCCAAUAAUGCACAUUCAUUUUAACCUGUCUCAGCACUUUGGCUGCAUAUCUUAGCAAGUCCUGUCAGAAAGAAUCAUGUGCCCAAAAUUUACAAUCAGUAUUUAUUACUCUUCACUCUAACCUGGUUUCACCAUUUUUUUGAGCCAUUAAGUUUUGUUUUUCUUUAAAUGAGGUGUGAUUAUCAUGAAAAGAUAUUAAUCCUUCAAUAUGUGACUACUUGCACGUUUUUCUCCUCCGCAUUAAAUAUAAUGCCAGGACAUUUAAUUGAUUGAUACAAUAAAACCCUCUGCAUUUAAACUAUAGCCUGGAAAAUGUGCACUUUCACUCAGCCUUAUAUGCACAGUUUGGAGGUGUGUGCGCCUCUUCAGAGCAGGGAACGCUUUUGCAUAGUGAGCAGUUUUCAUGAAACAUAUCCAGCUUUUCUUUUAUUUGUAUGCUGUCACCAAUCUGCAGACUCUCAUAAUUCAUCAAACAUAGUAGGGACUGCUCUGAAUUCUUAAUGCUAGCUUAAGGAUCUUUCCAAGAUAUUUUGGUGACCAAGAGUAUUCUGGUUCAUAUUUAAUGUUGGGGGCCAGUCUUUGUCUAGUGUAACUGGGCUCUAACUUUCAAGGAAUUGGUGUUAAGAGCUGAAUGUUUCUGCACAGCUUUGAUAAUUUUAGAAAAGUCGCACAAUGUAGGAGAUGGAAGUUGUAAUUCGUUGACACCCUCAGAGGGCUUUUGUUUGUUAAAGAUUUACUUUUGCAAAAGGUUGCCAAGCUUAAACCUUAUCCUUUUUUUCCAGUACCCAAAUGUUACUAUAAUUUAUAGGUUUAUUACAGUGACAUCUAGAGUGGAAGGUAAUAUACCAGGCCAUAUGCUACUUUUCUGUAUUUUUUUUCCUCAACAUAUCCCUUUUUUAACGCAUAAGAGCAGUAGCAAAGUGCCAAACUUUUAUCUUUUACAAUUGCACAUGGGUGGCUUAUCUUAGGCUUUCUAAUUUGUUUUGUUUUAUUAUAUAUCUAGAUAUUUAAUAAUGUACUUGUGAAAAAUAACUUAAGCUGUGACCUGCCCCUGCUAUUAACACGUCUCAAUAUUGUAUAACGUGUUUAUACUUUGAUAUUAAUGCAUAGUAUAGGCUGUGUUAUGCAUUGUGGCAGUGUAAGUAUUGUGUUUUUGCUCAGUUGUUAGAGGUGCAUAAAUCACCACCACAGAGGAAGAUAUUUUUUGGGGCUGCUUUUAAAAGUGUUAUCUGAAUUUAAUGUUGGUUCCACUGUACAAUAAGCUCCCCGAAUAUAUAUAUAUAUAUUCAAUCUAAAUCAUAUACAGUGUUUGUGGACCAUCUAUUAUAAUAAUAUAGAAAUCAUCUAUUAAGGAUAACUCAAGCCUUUUCUGUGUUGAUGCUCAUUGCAUGGCUCCUCUGUUUAUGGAUUAUAAUCAUACAAAAUAUAAACUAUAAUAUA